Epinephelus moara (kelp grouper) is the source of this 4053-nucleotide messenger RNA. RefSeq names its product methionine synthase-like. NCBI's taxonomy places the organism in Eukaryota, Metazoa, Chordata, Actinopteri, Perciformes, Serranidae. Bases 132 to 1520 code for a protein of 462 amino acids. Gene Ontology annotation, molecular function: cobalamin binding; methionine synthase activity; metal ion binding. The record is from RefSeq and is a predicted model, not a curated record. The transcript is spliced from 12 exons.
GUUUUUUCCUUGCUCUGCAGGAUCCCUAUCAGGGCACCAUAGUUCUGGCUACAGUAAAGGGAGAUGUGCAUGAUAUUGGCAAGAAUAUCGUAGGUGUGGUGCUGGGUUGCAACAACUUCAGAGUGAUCGACAUGGGUGUGAUGGUUCCCUGUGAUCGGAUCCUCAGAGAGGCCAUACAACAGAAAGCAGAUAUCAUUGGUUUGUCUGGUCUCAUCACCCCCUCUCUGGAUGAGAUGAUCUAUGUGGCCAAAGAGAUGGAGAGACUGGGAAUGACAACACCACUGCUGAUUGGAGGAGCCACCACAUCAAAGACACACACAGCAGUGAAGAUUGCCCCUCGCUACAGCUCUCCUGUUGUCCAUGUUCUGGAUGCCUCCAGGAGUGUGGUGGUGUGCUCACAGCUCCUGGAUGAGGCCAUGAGGGAGGAGUACUUUGAUGACCUGAAAGAGGAGUAUGAGGAUAUCAGGCAGGAGCACUACGACUCCCUGAAGGAUCGUCAGUAUCUGUCUCUUUCCCAGGCCAGAGCGAAGGCUUUACAUGUAGACUGGCUCUCUCUGCCCACACCAGUGCGUCCUCAGAUCCUGGGCACCCAUGUGUUUGAGUGGUACGACCUGAACAGUCUGCUGGACUUCAUCGACUGGAAGCCUUUCUUUGAUGUGUGGCAGCUGAGAGGGAAAUACCCCAACAGAGGUUACCCCAAGAUCUUCAAUGACAAGACUGUUGGUUCGGAGGCUCGGCGAGUCUUCGAUGAUGCCCAGCGGCUGCUCCAUCAGAUGAUUGACAGCCGUGGUCUGCAGGGGCGGGGCCUGGUGGGGUUCUGGCGUGCCCAGAGUGAUGGUGAUGACAUUAAUUUAUACAACCAUGAUGUCACAGUACGCAGUGACACCAAGCCCAUCGGCACAUUCCAUGGCUUACGGCAACAGGUGGAGAAGGACAGCUCCAGUUCAGAGCCCUACCUGUGUUUGUCAGACUUUGUGGCCCCUAUAGACAGCGGUGUGACAGACUACAUUGGUGUGUUUGCUGUGGGUGUGUUUGGAGCUGAGGAGCUGAGUCAGCAGUUCCAGGCUCAGGGAGACGACUACAACAGCAUCAUGGUCAAAGCCCUGGCUGACCGACUGGCUGAGGCCUUUGCUGAGGAGCUCCAUGCUCGUGUGCGUAAGGAGCUGUGGGGUUACAGUAGGGAGGAGGCACUGCAGGCCUCAGACCUCCACAAAAUUCGAUACCAGGGGAUCAGACCUGCAGCCGGCUACCCCAGCCAGCCUGACCACACGGAGAAGACCACAAUGUGGAGCCUGGCUGGGAUCCAGGAGAAGACUGGUAUCUGUCUGACAGAGUCCCUGGCCAUGACGCCUGCUGCCUCAGUGUCUGGACUUUACUUCUCCAACCCUCAGGCCUCUUACUUCGCUGUGGGAAAGAUCACCAAGGAGCAGGUGGAGGAAUAUGCCAGGAGGAAAGAGAUGUGUGUGGAGGAGGUGGAGAGAUGGCUGGCUCCGGUACUGGGUUAUGACAGUGAGGCGUAGAGUGUGAUCACUCAGAGGGAUCAGAGCAGGGCACAGCGCACACACAGUCAGGUUUACAGUCCAACCAUUCCACUGUAGCUCUCAGAGGUUCUCACUGUGGCUGCUUACAAAGGGAUUCACUAACAUCCCAUAUUAUACUUGUGAAAACACACUAAGUCUUAUCAUUUUACUUAAUAUUUUUUACAGUACAUUUCAGAACGGUUAAACUGGGUUUUUUAGGCCCUCUGUCUCUGCAGGUUUUGUGUAUUCUGUGAAACACUACGCACACACAUACAUUGUAUGUAAUGAUACAAUCAUCAUUCCUUGAUCAUUCUAUCAGGUCUCCAAAUGGAGAGAAGUAAUCUGUUGCUGCUACAUCACAGUCAUGUGUGUCUUAAGUAGUGCUGUACAAUCAAGCUUAAAUGACCAUCACUAUUUUUGCUUUAUGUUGAGAUCAUUAUUAUUUUAGCAGUGGUUGCUGGGCAGGGUUUCUGUCAAAGCCAAUCAGUACUUUAAAUGGGCAUUUUAAAUAUUUUUGAAUCUGAGUCCUCGUAUUAUAUAAUUGUAAAAUACUUGAGUACUUGCAAAAAAACCACAAUUAAUAAUUGCAAGAAUAGAAUGUAAAUUGGCCAACAACAGAAAACAAGUGCAAAUUGAAAUCAAUCAAUUGAGCAACCAAGCUUUAGUUAGCCUAUAAAACCAUAAAUUCAAAGUUAAUGUAAGAAAAAUCAGCAAACUUUCUGUUGCUGCUAUUACACAGGUUAGCAGCAGCACUGAAGGACCAGAGGGUCCAGAAGUGCUCUCCUCAGCAUCUGCCUGGUUAGCUCAAGCUAACACAACAGCAGAUACAAAUACAAAAUUGAGUAGUUAAGUGAUUAAUUAAAUGCCCAUCCCUAAAUACCUGUGCCAACAUGAUUACUCACUGUCAGUGGUACUUCAAAUUGUUCUUGCUUUUUUUUUUUUUUUUCAAUUUACUAAAAUGAGAGAGGAAUAACUCAGUAUUUUGGAAAAUGUGCUGGGGGUUUUUCUGAAAGAAAAAUAAGAAGGCUAACUAUUUUCCCCUGUUUCCAGUCUUUAUGCUAAGCUAAGCUAACCAUGUGCAGACUCAAGCUCUAUAAUAAACACACAGACAUGAGACUGAUAUCAAUAUUUCCAUCUUACUCUAGCAAAGGAGGUGAAUAAGUGUAUUUCCCCAAAUGUUGAACUAUUCUUUUAGUGCAAACAGCUUAGGAAGACAUUAACUUGAGGGGGAAAAAAGAUAAUGAUUAAAAUUCAGGAAAUUACUGAUCAAAGAAUCAGUAAAACAGACAAAAAAAUCUGUUCUUACUUUAAGUGCCAACUGCCAAUACAUGACAGUUUUCAACUGCAGUUCUAUACUUGGUGGCACAGACCAAUUCAGUAAACAGCCCAAUGUAUAAUGAAGAUUCAUAAUGUUAUAAUCUUUAAUUUAAACCAAAGUGGAUAUGUAAAAGCAGAUUCAUUUUAUUACACCAAUACAUUUAACCCGAGACAAAUGUUGUUUACAAGUUUUAGAUUUGUAUAUGGAAGUGAAAGUUUAGGUGUUUGCAUCCAGAUCGUAUUUAUUUCAGGGUUUUUUUUUUUGUUUUUUUUUUUCCCCCUUCAGAUUUUUAAUUAUUUUAUUGUUCCUUGUUUAAAGGUUUUAAUGUCAUCAACAUUUGCAUGGAGGCUGGAGUGAACUAUUUUAAUAGUUACACAUUCAGGGGUUUAGAGUGAUAAAGUUUUAUUUAAUGGUACAAUUAGUGUGGCUGAAAAGUGAAGCCAAUGCACAAUUGCCUUAAAACUGCAUUCUAUCUAAUGGCCAGCAGGGGGCGACUCCACUUGUUGUUAAAUUAAGUAUGGUUGUAUUUAGAUUUAUGAGAAAAUGACCCUGCUUUUGACUUAAUUUAUUACCUCCAUAAACAUUUUCCUAAUGAGGUUAUGGUAUAAAUCACGAGUUCAAGUUUUAAGCGUGUGGCUAUCUUGUGAUUGACAAGUUGCUACCAUGGCAAUGUCCACAAAUUCUCUGUCAGAUUCCCCCCUCGCUCCUCCACAGCUCCACCAAUUCAUACAAAUAUGGUCAGUUCUGCUUUAGAAAAUCCAAGAUUGCAAUGGCCAAAAUGCCAGACUCAAGGCUUCAAAACAGUAGUCUGCAAAUCGAUGGAUGACGUCACGAUGGCUACGUCCACAUCUUUUAUACAGUCCAUGCUUUUCACACAGCCAGGUACGACCACUUCUCCAUCAGCAUUUUACCAGGUAUUAUCAGAGGCAUAUCCUGUAUGUACAACAUCUCUACUCAUUCCAUGAUCCUGAAAAAAUCUCCACAUGGGACAAAAUGCCUGGUUGAAAUUUAAAUCAGGUUUCCAUAAGAUGCUGGCUGAAUGCAUUUCACACGUGUCUUAAAAGCCCUGAUGUGCUGCAGUGGCUGAUCUCAGUUUAUCAGUUUUAUUUUCUUGCAGGUUCUGGAUAAAUUAUGGUGGCAUUGCAAACACUGUAACAUGGGAGAGAUAGAACUGUAUAUUUUGUUUUGUUGUUGAAAAUAAAUAAUUUCAACUUA